This is a messenger RNA of Olea europaea var. sylvestris, 675 nucleotides long. RefSeq lists its product as uncharacterized. The record is from RefSeq and is a predicted model, not a curated record. The transcript is spliced from 2 exons. The coding region runs from base 1 to 675 and encodes 224 amino acids. NCBI's taxonomy places the organism in Eukaryota, Viridiplantae, Streptophyta, Magnoliopsida, Lamiales, Oleaceae.
AUGACCAUUGUCUACUGUCUCCUUUCCGUUGCUGCCUCUCGACAAUGGAUAAUUCAUCAAAUGGACAUUCACAAUGCUUUUCUUCAUGGUGACCUUGAUGAGAAAGCACUGUUACAGAUUGAUCAUUACAAAUCUGUUCUCUCCAGACACUUCAAAACUAAGGAUCUAGGCCCUCUAAAAUAUUUUCUUAGUCUUGAAGUGGCUCGUUCUUUUACUGGGAUCUUCAUUAACCAACGGAAGUAUACUCUUGAUAUUCUAUCUAAUAGUGGCCAGCUAGGUGCUCGCCCCGCCUCCUUUCCCAUGGAACAGAAUCUGAAGCUCACCGCCAGUGAUGGUAAUCUUCUGUCAGACCCGAGCCCCUAUCGUCAACUUGUUGGCCGUCUCAUUUACCUCACCAUCACCCGACCUGACAUUGCCUUCGCAGUCAACAUACUCAGUCAGUUCAUGCAUACACCUCGAGCUCCUCAUUUGACUGCUGCUCAUCAGGUUCUUCGCUAUUUCAAGUGCACUUCAGGUCAUGGCAUUUUCUUUGCAGCCUCCAGUGGUCUUCAGCUCAUUGCCUACACAGAUUCAGACUGGGCCAGCUGCUCAACCACUCGUCGUUCUACUACGGCUACUUCAUCCAACUCGGGACCAAUCCCAUUUCUUGGCGCACCAAGAAACAGACAACAGUAG